UGGGGCAGGCCUAUAGGGCCCGCUGACACCCAGCCCUCAGCAGCAGCGCUGCCGGGGGAGGGAGGGCAGCGCCAUGGAGGCGGUGUGCGGCGACAGCAGCCACGACGGCGGCGACCACGACGGUCCCCAGCUGCACCACCAGCACCUCCACCACCAGCAGCCCCACGGCGGCGGCGACUCGGGGCUCCUCCACGUGGAUUUCCCCGAAAUCACCAGCGCUCUCCUGGCCAACCUGAACCAGCAGCGCGUGGAAGGGAAGCUGUGCGACAUCUCCAUCCACGUGCAGGGCCGCGUCUUCCGCGCCCACCGCGCCGUGCUGGCCGCCUCCUCGCCCUACUUCCACGACCAGGUGCUGCUGAAGAACAUGACCUCCAUCGUCCUCCCCAACGUCAUGGACCCCUCCGCCUUCGAGACGGUGCUGGGCUCGGCCUACACGGGCCGCCUGUCCAUGGCGCCGGAGGAGAUCGUCAACUUCCUGACGGUGGGCAGCGUCCUGCAGAUGUGGCACAUCGUGGACAAGUGCACCGAGCUGCUCAAGGAGGGCCGCGCCGCCGUGGGGCCGCCGGCGUUGGGGUUGGGGGCGGCAGCAGGGGGGGGCGGAUCGCUGGCGUCCGUGGGGCCGGCGUCCUUGGGGAUGGCGCCGGCGUCGUCGUCCGUGGGGCUGGCGGCGCUGGGAACGGGGCCGCUGCCAUCCGUGGGGCCGGCGGCGCUGGGAAUGGGGCCGGCGUCGUCCUCCGUGGGCCCGGCGUCGUCGUCGCUGCGCUCCCACUCCAGCCGCACCAGCGACGACCAGUCCCCCAGCAGCUCCAAUUACUUCAGCCCCCGCCAGACCCCCGAGGAGCCCCCCAGGGCCGCCCUCCCCCCCCGGCCCCGCGACGGCGCGGCCUCCAAGGGCUCCGCCGACGGCCUGGACGCGGAGGAGGAGGAGGACGACGACGAAGAGGAGGCGAGCCGCCGGCCGCUCUACGUGCGGCCCAGCAUCGUGCCCCACAAGCAGUGGGUCUACGUCAAGCGCGAGUGGCUGCAGGAGGACCUGGUGCUCACCUGCGAGGAGGACGAAGACCCCCUGCCCCCCCGGCCCCCCAAGACGGAGGAGGACGAAGACGAGCAGGUCGACUUCUGCGAGUCCUCCGAGGAUUUCCCGUCUCCCUACGGCGGCCUGGAGGAGCCCCCCGAGCCCCCCGGCCCGGCGCCCCGUCCUCCGCUCGCCGCGGACGCGCAGGGCGGCCCCAUCCUGGUGUUCCCCCCUCAGCCCGGCGCAGAGCACGGCGCCGUGCGGCUGACGGCGGCUCCGGACGGCAACAAAAUCUUCAUGUGCCACUGCGGCAAGGCCUUCUCCCACAAGAGCAUGCGCGACCGCCACGUCAACAUGCACCUCAACCUGCGGCCCUUCGCCUGCCCCGUGUGCAGCAAGAAGUUCAAGAUGAAGCACCACCUGACGGAGCACAUGAAGACCCACACCGGCCUCAAGCCCUACCAGUGCGACGUCUGCGCCAAGAAGUUCAUGUGGAGGGACAGCUUCGUGCGGCACAAGGCGCACUGCGAGCGCAGGCACCGCGCCGCCGCCAUCCACGGCCUGCAGGCGGCCGGCAGGAGGGCGCUGGGGGGGGACUGGGGGGCCGAGGGGCAGAGGGGGGCGGCGGGGGGGGGGCGGGGGGCCCGGGGGGGGGCCUUUGGGAGCCGGCCUGCAGGGGGCUGGGUGGCGCCGGGGGCGUUGGGUGGCGCCUCGGUGCCGUCCUGUGUGGCGCCUCUGGGUGACGUGGGGGACGUCUGGGUCCCAUCCCAUGUGGGCAUCUGGGUGACACUGGGGACAUCGGGGUGA
This is a messenger RNA of Lagopus leucura (white-tailed ptarmigan), 1822 nucleotides long. Its product is annotated as zinc finger and BTB domain-containing protein 22-like. Gene Ontology annotation, molecular function: protein binding; DNA-binding transcription factor activity, RNA polymerase II-specific; RNA polymerase II cis-regulatory region sequence-specific DNA binding. The record is from RefSeq and is a predicted model, not a curated record. Gene Ontology annotation, biological process: regulation of transcription by RNA polymerase II. NCBI's taxonomy places the organism in Eukaryota, Metazoa, Chordata, Aves, Galliformes, Phasianidae.